GCAUUAAUAGAUGCUACAUCCUCUGACAGCAGUCUUGAGGAAGAGACGGGAGUUAGAAUGGUGGCUUUGUUUGACCAUGAGGAAGUUGGAUCAAACUCUGCACAAGGAGCUGGUUCUCCUGUUAUGCUAAAUGCUGUGACUAGGGUUACCAAUUCCUUCAGCACAAGUUCCAACCUUCUGGAGAAAGCGGUGCAAAGAAGCUUCCUUGUAUCUGCUGAUAUGGCACAUGCACUACACCCAAAUUACAUGGAGAAGCAUGAAACAAACCAUCAACCCAAACUACAUGGAGGACUCGUCAUUAAAACCAACGCAAACCAACGCUAUGCAACCAAUGUUGUCACAUCCUUCAUAUUCAGGGAAAUAGCAUCAAAACAUAACCUUCCAGUUCAGGACUUUGUGGUGCGCAACGACGUGUCUUGUGGUUCAACCAUUGGUCCUAUUCUUGCUAGUGGCGUAGGUAUUCGCACUGUUGAUGUAGGUGCUCCGCAGUUGUCAAUGCAUAGCAUACGAGAAAUUUGUGCUGUUGAUGAUGUGAAGUAUUCAUAUGAGCAUUUCAAGGCCUUUUACCAGGAAGUCACCCAUCUCGAUGGUAAGAUGGUCGUGGACAUAUAGA
Molecule: messenger RNA, 613 nt
Organism: Cajanus cajan (pigeon pea)
Lineage: Eukaryota; Viridiplantae; Streptophyta; Magnoliopsida; Fabales; Fabaceae
Source: RefSeq, a predicted model, not a curated record